Xenopus tropicalis (tropical clawed frog) is the source of this 1731-nucleotide messenger RNA. RefSeq names its product solute carrier family 35 member B2 (gene slc35b2). The record is from RefSeq and is marked validated. Lineage: Eukaryota; Metazoa; Chordata; Amphibia; Anura; Pipidae. Gene Ontology annotation, biological process: transmembrane transport; 3'-phospho-5'-adenylyl sulfate transmembrane transport. Gene Ontology annotation, cellular component: membrane.
GGGGACGGAGAGUUUCCCCGCACCGGCACCUCCAGCGCUCAGUAUGGGGCGCCCCGACCGGACCGGCUGCAGGUGCCUUCUGCUGCUCUCUCUGGUCUCUAUCUGGGGGGUAAGUGCUGAUGAGCCUCCCCCUGAACUGCCCCCUCAGGAUUCUUGGGGAGAUCUGUGGCUCGUGCGUUUUAUCCUGAAUGUUGGGGGUUAUGGGACCAUCCUCCUGCCGGGUUUCCUGCUCAUCCGCUACUUCAAGCGCAGCAACUACUUAGAGACCGGUAGAGGCCUCUGUUACCCUGUGGUGAAAUCUUGUGUUUUUGGCCAUGAGCCCAAGUCUUUGGCCCCGGAGGAAACCGCUGCAGCCCCCCGGGUUGAGGGGGACCCUUCCACUGCUCAGCAGGCCCUGAAGCUUCUCUUCUGCGCAGCCGGACUCCAGGUCUCGUAUCUGACGUGGGGAGUCCUACAGGAACGCGUAAUGACCCGCACGUACGGCUCGGAGGAAGGAAGCCCCGGGGAGCGUUUCCGCGACUCCCAGUUUCUGGUCUUUAUGAACCGCAUCCUGGCGCUGACGGUGGCCGGCGUAUACUGCAGCAUUAGCAAGCAGCCGCGUCACGGGGCCCCCAUGUAUAAAUACUCCUUCGCCUCCCUCUCCAACAUCCUGAGCAGUUGGUGCCAGUACGAGGCCCUCAAGUUCAUCAGUUUCCCCACCCAGGUCCUGGCCAAGGCCUCCAAGGUCAUCCCAGUCAUGCUGAUGGGCAAACUGGUGUCGCACAAGACCUACGAGUACUGGGAGUACCUGACGGCUGUGCUCAUCUCCGUGGGGGUCAGCAUGUUUCUUCUGUCCAACGGGGGGGGCAACCGGCCUUCGGGGGUCACCACCUUCUCCGGGGUGGUCAUCCUGUCCGGCUACAUCGUCUUCGACAGCUUCACGUCCAACUGGCAGGACUCGCUCUUCAAGUACAAGAUGUCCUCCGUGCAGAUGAUGUUUGGGGUCAACCUGUUCUCCUGCCUCUUCACGGUGGGCUCACUCCUGGAGCAGGGGGCCCUCCUGGAGGCCGUUCACUUUAUGAGCCGGCACCCCGACUUCGCCUUCCACGCCGCUCUCCUCUCCAUCUGCUCGGCCUUCGGGCAGCUCUUCAUCUUCUACACCAUCAACAAGUUCGGAGCCGCCAUCUUCACCAUCAUCAUGACUUUGCGCCAGGCGUUGGCCAUCUUGCUCUCGUGCUUGCUGUACGGGCACCCCGUCACCGCAGUGGGAGGAGUCGGGGUGGCGGUUGUCUUCCUCGCCCUCUUCCUGCGGGUCUAUGCCAGGGGGAGGAUGAGGAAGAAGGGCAGGAAGGCUGCAGAUACCCCAGUGGUGCAGAAGGUGUGACACCUGUGUUACCAUAGGCCCCGCCCCAGUGCCGAAUGAGAUUCGCCACGUUGGAUGAGACUUUAAUGGAACCACAAAUAAGUACCCGCCCCUUUAAUGACUCUUCCCCCCCCCCCCCCUCAUGUGAAUAUCAUUUUAAUACAUUUCUCUAUGAACUUAAUGGCAUUUUUUCUCUUUAGCCAAAAGGGGCUGAAACCUGAGAGACCCAGCGACUCCCCGCAGCCUUAAACUCAAUAUUAUAAACUGGUACAGGGGUAGUUGGGGUGCUGGUAGGGAUCCCCCCAUGUUCAAAUGAAACUUGCCCCCCUCUAUUUUUUCUAGUUUCGGAGCAGAUUGUUCUGCAGUAUUAAAGGGUAAAUUUCCUUUUU